Messenger RNA from Ceutorhynchus assimilis (cabbage seed weevil), 2665 nucleotides. NCBI's taxonomy places the organism in Eukaryota, Metazoa, Arthropoda, Insecta, Coleoptera, Curculionidae. The record is from the annotation of a GenBank genome assembly.
AAUAAAAAUAUGAUGUCACCAUUUUGUAGUAACGAUGUUUAUUGAAUGAGAUUUUUCUAGGCCAAUGAAUAAAUGUGUUUAUUUUACUAUUUUAUUUAAAUACAAAUUAUUUUAAUUAGGUAAAUGUUAGUGGAGCCCCAAGACCUUCAACAAACUAAAAAUCAAAGAAUCUAUUUUAGAGAACUCUCCCCUGGCUGGAUUGAAGCAGAAGAGGCUUUUUAGCCCUACAAACAACAUGGAGCUAAGGCCGAGAAAUUCCAGGACUUUGAGCAGGUCCAAAUCCAGGACCCCCUUUUUGGUCCAGGAAAUCGAAGCUGAAAUUCAAAAUCAAGCUGAAAAAACUAUUGUGAAAACUACAAGGAAAACUGUUACAACUACUGUUCUUGAAUCCAAUGAAAGUGCCUCGAGUUCAACAGACGAAAUCAACACGCAGAAAACUAAUUCCAAUUCCGUCCAGCAGCAAAAAUCCGAAGGCCUCAGAAAAUCAUUACGAAACCGCCUUAUCAAAACCUCAGAUUAUUCAUCAGAAGAUGGCGAGGCCGAAGUCAGCUCUAGCAAAACAAUACACCAAAACGAACGCAACCAAUUGCUAGAAGACGCCCGAGGUUUGGUUAACGGCAGUGGCACGCCCGCCUUGGAUUUGUACAAAAAAAGCGGACGAUAUUGGGAAAAAUAUCCUAAAACGGAUUGGACUUAUUCACAUCAUUCAAAAGACCGCGUUGAAAUAGCUCCAGGAGUUGUGGCUAUGCCCAACAUGUCUCGAAGAACAAUUCACUCAUUAGACAAUUAUAAUGUGUCUCAUAAAAAUACAAAUACAGAUUACACUACUAGUAAUAUUGGAUAUAGAUCUCAAGAUUCGAAAAAUGAAGACUAUUUUAUUAAAAGGAGGACAUAUACAAGUACUCAUACAAGAUGGAGUGUAUUUAAGCAAAAAGUAAGCACAACUAUUGUGUCCAUUUUAACAAUGUUCAGUUUUGUUUAUCGGGCUCAAACGGGGCUCUUUUCUCAAAUUCAUAGGGCAGCUAGUAAGGUGAUGUUAUGUGACACUUAUUUAUUGAGCAAAAUGUCUGGAAAUAAAUUGACGAAGCUAGGAGUGCUUUGUUUCGUGCCUUUAUUGUUAUUUGGAGGUUUUUGGUUACUCUCGGACCUCUACAACUAUCCUUUUUUUGCAACAAACCAAGACGAUUCUUUAGGCAAAGAUCAAAUAGAAACUAUUGUGCAACAAAUACAACCAACUAAUACAAAAGAAAUUGUAGAUAAACUCAUCAGCGAUCCAAAUUUCAUUAAAAUAAUCAACAACAACUAUCAACAAUCAAACCAGGAUUUACUAAAAGAAAUCGAAAAUAUGAAGCAACUAAUUACACUCAACAACCAACUAAGACAAGAUGAAUACAGCAAACUAUUGCUGGACAUGAAAAAAUGUUGCAAACGUCCAAUAAUCAACAUAGAAGGUCACCUAACAAAAUUAUUAAACGACCCACAAUUUCUGAAAAACCAAAAAGGCCUCAACGAAUACCUACAAGCAUUAUUUAUAGCCAAACAACAUUUAGAAUACCAUUUGGGCAACCUAACUCAAACAAUAGACUUAAAAAUAGCAAACCUACAACAAUCCGAUAGUGAAAUAAUAAUGGACAAAGUUGCAGCCAAUUUAUUAAAACCCAAUCAAAAUGUUGAUAUACAAAAACUCAUCAAACAAGCAUUGAUAAUCUAUGACGCUGACCGUACAGGCCUAGUAGAUUAUGCCAUGGAAAACAUGGGAGGCCAAAUAGUUACAACACGUUGUACAGAAUUAUACCAUCAUGGUACAGCUGUAGUUUCAGUAUUAGGCAUACCAUUAUGGCACAGAUCCAACUCCCCUAGGACCGUUAUAACCCCUACAAUGGCUCCUGGGGAUUGUUGGGCCUUUCAAAACUUCCCCGGCUUUGUAGUUGUAAAACUAUCUGGAACAGUAAAAAUAGAUGCUUUUUCAAUGGAGCAUAUUUCUAGGCUUUUGGUGCCUGAGGAAAAAAUGGACUCUGCACCCAAGGAGUUUGAAGUUUACGGUUUGCAAGAGGAAAACGACAAAAACCCUGUUUUAUUAGGGAAAUAUUUGUACGAUUACCAUGGGGAUUCUUUGCAGUUUUUCACUGUGGAAAAGGACAAUCAAGUUUUUGAUUUAAUUGAAAUCAGGAUUGUUUCAAAUCAUGGCAAUCCUAAUUAUACUUGUUUAUAUAGGUUUAGGGUGCACGGGAAAUUAUUGCAUCAAAAUAGUAGUAGAUGAUUUGCAGUUUUUUAAGUUUUUACAUAAUAGGAUUUUCAGGCUUGAAAUUAGGAUUAUUUUGUACUUAAGUAGUUUUUAAGGGCACGGCACAAUUAAUUAGGGUUGUGAUAGUUUAGGUACUUUUUAUUAUUAAUUUGUAAGAGAAAAAAUGCUAGUCUUACUAACCCAAAACCACCUCCUGUUUGUCUGUAUAUAAUAGUAGUGUUUUUGCUUUUUGCCAGAGUACAAACUAAGCGCACAAUUAAUUAAGUAGUAAUUUUUAAUUAUAUAGAUUCUAUUUAUUUUAUUAGUUUUGAAGAGAUCUAUUAUGUGCCUUAUACAUUUACCAUAAUUCAACUUUAUCAACGAUUUGUUUCAGAUCUCUUAUUUAUUAUUUUUAUUAUUAAUUAAAAUGUUUCUAUAAAU